Daphnia carinata is the source of this 1206-nucleotide messenger RNA. RefSeq names its product brachyurin-like. Gene Ontology annotation, molecular function: serine-type endopeptidase activity. Lineage: Eukaryota; Metazoa; Arthropoda; Branchiopoda; Diplostraca; Daphniidae. The transcript has 6 exons. The coding region runs from base 115 to 1023 and encodes 302 amino acids. The record is from RefSeq and is a predicted model, not a curated record. Gene Ontology annotation, biological process: proteolysis.
CAAGGUUUAAAUAUUAUCUCUCCGGACAAAAGGUUUAUAAAUCGGUGCCCUUGCUAACAUCAUAGACUCGUUCCCGUUCUUCCAUUUGCGUGAACACUUAACCGCAUAAAAAAGAUGACUGCGAAAUCAUUGACUUUGAUUUUGGCAAUGGCCGUUCUUUCUCAGGCGGCAGAAAUUCCGAGAAAUCUACGCCCCAGGUCGGAACUCUUCCCUCGCGCUCCAGUACCUCAGGGUCCGGGCCACAUCGUCGUGACGGAACCGGCUGCACCUGUCGACAUGCGCGGCUUCUGUGGUCAGCGUAAAGUCGAUUCCAGCAGGAUCGUUGGCGGAGUAGAAGCCGUUCCACAUGAAUUUCCAUGGCAAGUGGCCGUUACAAUCGAUGCUGGAAGCUUUUGCGGAGGCACGCUCAUCUCUCCCGAUUGGGUCAUGACAGCCGCACAUUGCGCUGAUGGAGCACGUCGAUUCAGUCUACUAUUGGGCGCUCACGAUAGAACUGUAGCGGAACCAUCACAGCUCACUAUCGAAACGACCGAGUACGCCACACAUCCAAACUGGAAUCCCUCCACCUUGGCCAAUGACAUCGCUCUGAUUCGCUUACCAACACCGGUCACAUUCACUCCUGAAAUCGCACCUCUCUGCAUCGCACCGAGCACCGAGCCUGAUCACGUUGGGGAUACUCUUCUGGUCAGCGGAUGGGGCAAAACAGCUGACGGCGCAUUUCAGAGUAUAUCUCCCGUACUUAUGAAAGUCACUGCUCCGGCAAUCACGACGGCCCAAUGUGCUGCUUCGUACGGUGACAUCAUUACUGACAACAUCCUUUGUAUUGACACUACCGGUGGACACGGAUCGUGCAACGGCGAUUCGGGCGGACCGCUGAGCUUUGAUAAUAACGGUGUGUACAAUCAGGUCGGCAUUGUUAGCUUCGGUUCGAGUGCCGGUUGCACGCGAGGUUUACCCGCCGGAUUUACACGCGUAUCCAGCUACGCCCAAUGGAUCACUCUAGUUACUGGUUUGGUUAUUUAAUCAACUCUUAGUUCAUUUUGUUGUUGUCUUACAUUAUAUUUUUUGUUCAUCAACAAAGACCUCAUUUCAUCACCUAUGAAAUGUGGGCCAUCACUUAAUUCGUUUUGUUUAAAAAAAAAUGUUCAGUCUACGUGUUGACAUCCGAAAUAAACUUGAAAACUGGUAUGUGUCCAGAACAAAUUA